GAAAUGCGACUGCGUGAGUUACGCUCAGUAUACUUGUCAACUCUAUUUUAGUCUCCGUAUGGUGCUACGAAAAAGAGGACCUUCAAAAAAAAAAAAAGAACUGUUCACGGCACAUCCUUAAAUUACUUUAAUCUUCGCGCAAGAAUGGAAUACAACUUAAAAAUAAUUGUCUGAUCUUCCUAAUGUCGAAUAGUCCGAUGCAGAUGAAAUUUUGUGCGUAUGUAACGUCGUGUAACGCAGAUCGUCACUGGCCGCGUACGACAUGAAUGCCAGGAUUUCUGCUGCUGUGCGCUGCAGGAUAAUAUCGGCUUUCAACCUAACGUUAAAUUUCGGCAUCGACUGUGUAUACUACUAAAAAAGUCAAUUGAAUGCAGCUAAGACUGUUUUAAUAUAAAGGACACAGCUGUGACAACGUCACAAUUAAGAAGCGUACAAAUGCCUUUCCCAUUAAUUUAUUGUUUAUUAGAGAUAUAAAUAUGCUUUGAAGGCAGUGAACAUGUUUUAUGUGCAAAAAAUCUAACUAGUACUUUAGUAAACUAAAUAAGUGUUAAAAUGAUGGAACCCGAAAAAUGGCAAAUACGAAUAUAUUUGUGUUUACUAUUUGUCACUUUGUCAUAUUCAAAUCUGGGAAAGAUGACUUCAUCUCAAAAUCACUUUGGGAGUACCGUGCAGAGUCAAUUCAAUACCAAAAAUAAUACCCGUGUCAUCGCUCAGAAAGGAGGUCUCGCUAUUUUGCCAUGUGUUGUUAAAGUAAACUCGCCGGCAACGGUUUCUUGGAUACGAAGAAGAGAUUUUCAAUUGCUCACAGUCGGUUUAUCAACGCAUAGCAGUGACAAACGUUUUUUGGUUGAGCAUACACGUCAUAUGGGCCAUUGGUCGCUAAGAAUAAAGGCUGUCAGAGAGGAGGACAAAGGGUUUUAUGAGUGUCAAUUGUCAAUUUACCCUACGCAAUCAAUUUUUAUAGAAUUAAAAAUAGUUGAAGCGGUUGCUGAAAUAUCGAAUGCUUCCGAUAUUCUUAUUGACGAAACUUCAACCCUUCAACUACAAUGUAAACUGAAGGGUGCCACGGAGAAUCCUUCUUUUGUAUUUUGGUAUCACGAAAACAAAAUGGUUAACUAUGACGCCCAGGGCGGCUUUGUUGUGACAUCCGUUACAGAAAAUUCACUUCAUAGUCAAGAAAAUGGACAGGGCUUUCCGUCUAAAGCAAUUGGUGGAAAAACUAAAGUAUUUCGAGGAACAACGGAUUUCAAUGCCAGCAGUGCUAUUGCCACUAGUGAUGCGGGCCCUUCUAUUUAUACUUCACCUACGACCCCAUUGUCGACAUUACAAGUACAGCAACACAAAUCCCCGUAUCUUCCAAAUUCGUCAAUGAGCGUGCUUACCAUAAAAACUGUCACAUUUCAUCAUGCUGGCAACUACACCUGUGCGCCCUCAAAUGCGCGGCCGGCAAGCAUUACGGUCCAUGUCCUAAGAGGAGAGAAACCAGCCGCUAUGCAACAUGCAAACCGAAGUAUUCUCGAUGGCGAAAAUAAUUCUAAUAACACUGUUGGCCUAAACAGUAUAAAAGGAUUUAAUGGUACAAACAGUCUUGUCAUUACUGUGCCGUCACUUUUUUUAUUUAUUCUAUGUGUAUUAGGAAAUUUGCUAUCUGUGUUCCACUUACAAAAUGUUAAUAGCUGAAACUGUUCGUAAAUAGUAAUUUUAGUCAGUUGACUUUGGCAAUUGUAUUUUUAAGAAUUGUAUAUAAAUAUAAACUCAUGCAUACCAUUAUGAUAUUAAUAUUAAGAUAUAUAGUUUCAAUUGUAAAAGGACUGGCCUAUAAGCUACAAGAAUUAGCAACUGAUGUCUCCGUGUAGAAAGUAUUUCAUUGCUAGCCACUUAUAAGGUAGUAUUUUUUAAGUCAAAAGUUAUUCAUUGAUUUCUAUUCUAAAAUAUCGUCUAUUGAAUUUAAGUUAAGGUCUCAGUAUAUAAACUGUGAUAUAAUUUAACAUGCAAUAAAAAAAUAAUA
Molecule: messenger RNA, 2008 nt
Organism: Drosophila virilis
Lineage: Eukaryota; Metazoa; Arthropoda; Insecta; Diptera; Drosophilidae
Gene: dpr19
Product: defective proboscis extension response 19
Biological process (GO): synapse organization
Cellular component (GO): neuron projection membrane
Source: RefSeq, a predicted model, not a curated record